Alternaria rosae is the source of this 2267-nucleotide messenger RNA. Its product is annotated as MFS multidrug transporter-like protein. Lineage: Eukaryota; Fungi; Ascomycota; Dothideomycetes; Pleosporales; Pleosporaceae. Gene Ontology annotation, molecular function: transmembrane transporter activity. The record is from RefSeq and is a predicted model, not a curated record. Gene Ontology annotation, biological process: transmembrane transport. Bases 350 to 2149 code for a protein of 599 amino acids. The transcript is spliced from 4 exons.
ACACUCGGGAAAUAAUGUCCACCGAUGCACCGAUGGCAUUUGAAUCAAAGGACUAACGUUGUGGGGCACGCGGUCCACGGAGAUUCGUCCUACGCGUGCUUAAAACCGAGCGUGCAGAGUCGAUCACAAUGGUGAAGCUCGCCGCAUACAAGACCUCUAUCUAUUCACUUUCCGGGCUUGAACGCCGGCAUAGCGAUAUCGUUUCGCUCACCAUAACUUUUUAGAAACACAGACGAGUUAUAUUUAUGUACAUGGAAAUUCACGCCCUACAUUAGUAAUUACAUUCUGCUACACGUAUUCGACAGCAAACCCAGUCUUUGUGCACGCCACUUCCUAGUCUCACGUUGCCAUGGAAAGCGCAAGACGACCACGAGCUCAAAGGUCAUCCAGGAGCCGAUCAGUAUCCCGACAACGGCGACUCGACAACGCGCCAUUACACCGUAUCUUGUCCAGUCAAUUCCCAGACGAUCAUUCGGUUUAUCACCAUGAAGAUGGCGAGGGGACUCAUGUCAACGAUGACGCCAGUUCAUUGCACAAGACUGAGACUGAAAGGCGAGACGAGAACUCGUCCAGUGACGAUGGCGACGGCGACAGUGGCGAUGACAGAGGUGGGAAAGAAGUAAAAGACGAUACCGCUCAAGAGGAAGAUACGACUUACGAGGAGAUAAGGGGUGGUAUUCCAUACGAGCAUGAUGUGGUGGCACCAUCGCCUUUAGAAAAGCAAAAGUCUACGCGGUCCGUCAAAGACCCAAAUUUGGUCACAUGGGAUUCAGAGUUCGACCCACAUAAUCCAAAGAAUUGGUCCAUGAAGCGGAAAUGGGCAGCAACUAUUAUUGUCUCUUCUUUUACCCUUGUCUCGCCAAUAUCCUCGUCCAUGAUUUCGCCAGCUCUGAGCAGCAUCAGUGCCGAAUUCGGUAUCACAAAUGAAGUCGAAGCCCAGCUUACCUUAUCCAUCUUCGUUCUGGCGUAUGCAAUUGGACCGCUGUUCCUAGGCCCACUAUCGGAGAUUUAUGGACGAGUCAUCGUAUUGCAGCUGUCAAACUUGUUCUACUUGGCUUGGAAUCUGGGAUGUGGAUUUGCUCAAACAUCUGGGCAGCUCAUGGCAUUCCGGUUCUUCAGUGGUUUAGGCGGAUCUGCACCAUUAGCUAUUGGUGGUGGCGUUCUCAGCGAUUGUUUCCUUCCUGAGCAGCGUGGCCGAGCCAUAGCAAUCUAUUCAUUGGCUCCAUUAUUGGGCCCAGCUAUCGGGCCUAUUGCCGGUGGAUUCAUCUCUCAAAACACGACUUGGAGAUGGUGUUUCUACGCCACCACGAUCUUCACAGCAAUAGUGCAAUGUUUCGGCUUCUUCUUUCUGCAGGAAACAUACGCACCAAAGCUCCUUGAGUGGAAGCGAAACAAAUUACGUAAAGAGACAAGCAACGAGGAACUACACACUGAGUUCGACCAUCCUGAUCGCACACUUGCAACGACCAUUAAAAUCGCUAUGAGAAGGCCGUUCAAGCUACUCAUCACCCAGCCCAUUGUGCAAGUUUUAGCUUGCUACAUGGCUUACCUAUAUGGCCUCAUGUAUCUGAUGCUGUCGACAUUCCCUAGCCUAUGGGUCACACGUUACGGUAUGACUAUAGGGAUUGGUUCUUUGAACUUCAUCUCCAUGGGCAUUGGCUUCUUCCUCGGCACACAGAUCACCGCACCCCUUAAUGACGCCCUCUACCGCCGCCUUAAGAAACGCAACAACGGCAUCGGUAAACCAGAGUUUCGCAUUCCAAUCAUGAUUCCCGCGUCUCUUCUCGUUCCAAUCGGUCUGUUUUGGUAUGGUUGGAGUGCACAAGCGCAGGUACAUUGGAUCAUGCCUAAUAUCGGUGCUGCGAUAUUUUGCGCGGGUGUUAUUGUGGGGUUUCAGUGUAUACAGACUUAUCUUGUUGACAGUUAUACACGGUACGCUGCGAGUGCUAUCGCGGCGGCGACGGUGCUCAGGUCGUUGGCUGGGUUUGGAUUUCCGUUGUUUGCACCGGCUAUGUAUGACAAGCUGGAUUUUGGAUGGGGAAAUAGCGUGCUGGGCUUUAUUGCCUUGGCUUUGGGUGUCCCAGCGCCGUUUAUGCUAUGGAAGUUUGGGGAGAAGUUAAGGAGUAGUAGCAAGUUUGCCGCGGGCUGAAGGUGUCGCAGAAGCGUCAAUACCCGCCUCGUAAUGUGGAAAGCAACGCGCGGGGACUUCAUAUUGCGAAAUUAGAUUACACGAGAGGGCUAAUCAAGGUGGAUUACUUGAAAGCAUA